Salvelinus sp. IW2-2015 is the source of this 2746-nucleotide messenger RNA. NCBI's taxonomy places the organism in Eukaryota, Metazoa, Chordata, Actinopteri, Salmoniformes, Salmonidae. The record is from RefSeq and is a predicted model, not a curated record.
AUGGCACGGCGAAAUUCAUAUGAAACUCUAAACGUAUUCACCCACUGGUGUGUCCGUUGUCUUGGUUUGCUAACGGCUACAGUAGCUAGCUGUAUAUAUAUUUUUUUAUCCGUAAACAACAAUAACAUAUCAUCAAAAUAUGGAAGGCCGUGGCUACAGUUCAGGAGGAUACUCGAGUUGGGGAGCGGUGGAGGAGGGUCGGGGAGCCGAGGCUCAGACAACUAUGACCCGUAUGGAGGGGCUACAAGGACUCCAUGUCAGGGAUGGGGGCUACGGAGGAGGCACAAGAGGGGUCUCUCUGGGAGCUCUCUGUUGGCGACGGGGACCAGUGCAGACGCUGUCAGCAAGAUCAACCAACGCCUUGACAUGCUGACCCAGCGAGGAGGCAUGAAAGGCGGGGGGCGCAGCGACAGGUUUGACCAAUACGAGUCCUUCGACUCRCGGGGCCCCUCCCUCCCCUCCCGGGAUCUCUACAGAUCYGGUAGCUAUGGUUACGGCGAUGGCCGAGGGGACAUGACCCAAAGAGCUUCAGGCUUCGGAGGAGGUGGUGGUCUAAGCUCAGGCUUUGACAGCUCCUCCUCCUACGGAGCUGCUAAGAUGCAGCGGCAGAACAUGAGAGACUCCUUCUCCAGUGGCCAAGGAGGAGGAAGCUGGGCCGGAGCAGGCCAGCGCUCCCCGAGAAGGGGGGGAGGCCGCGGAGGGUUUGGAGGCCGCAGAUCCGACCCCACUCCCAUGGGUGGAGGUGGUGGUAGGAUGGGUGGAAGAGGAGGAGGCCGGGGAGGUGGCGGUCACUCCCCUGGGGGUAGGGGCAAGCUCCCAUCCCUCCUGGGCCACCGCAUGCCCCCCCAGACCGGGGCCUUCCACCAGUCCGCUCAACAGGGCCGGGUCCCUGKGCACCAGGACUUCCCAGGGCGCCACUUUGGAGGGGGCCCCCAGGGAGGCCACCAGCGCGGGCGCAAGAGGCCCCUCAACCGACAGCAGCCUGGUGGUGGUCAGCGUGAUGGUCAGAAAAGGAAACAGACUCUGACCGCAGCAGAUGAACCAGAGUCUAAGAUGAACAAGACAGAGAGCGCAGGUGGAGAGACCGCUGAAGAACCAGCAGAGAACAACGCAACCAAAGCCCCGGCUGAUGGAGAGAAAGUGGUGUCGAUGCAGGAGGAGAUCUCUCAGAUGAAGAAGAAGCUCCAGACAGGGAAACAGACUYCUCCCCAGGACAAGGUCCCCAAAAACAGGAGGAAGAGGGGCGGCUUCCUGGAAAGGGUGACGUUUGCGUGCUCGGUGUGUAAGUUCCGUUCAUUCUACCACGAGGACAUGGCAGCCCUGGAGAGCAAGUUCCACAAAGAUCACUUCAAGUUCCUGUCCAGUCAGCUGUCCAAACCCACCACAGACUUCUUACAGGAGUACCUGAAUAACAAGUAUAAGAAGACAGAGCAGAGGACCAGUCAGAUGGAGAACCACUGUGCUGCUAUCUGUCAAGUCUACAAGGAACAGGACCUCACCAGGCGUAAGGACAGCAGUGUGUUUGUGGUGUCUACCAGGGUUUCCGUUAGUCCACUAAUAGAGGCUAUUGCCCCCCCCCCUCCCCAGGAGAAAACAAAGAAUUCAUUACCCCAGGGUAUGAUGGAGCAGUCUAAGAGGGCCAGUCUGUCAGUGGCUCGCAGCAUCCUCAACCACAAAAUCAUCGGAAAGAAGCUGGAGAGUUACCUCAAGGGUGAGAACCCCUUCCUCGGUAACCAGGACGACCAGGACCCAGAGGACUCAAUGAUUAUGGAGGUGUCAGAGGCUGAGCUGACCAAUGAGAGCCUGGCGGAGACCACCAAGGAAGAGGCGGGGCCAGAGACAUCGCAGGCGGCCACCGGGGCUGAUGGGGUAGAGGAGGAGAAGAUGGAGGAGGGAGGAGUGGCGGUAGCAGACGGAGGGGAGGAGGAGGCGCAAGUAGAGAAGCUAGCGGGAGGAGAGGGGGAGACGCAGGGUGAGGGGGAAACGCAGGGUGAGGCUGAGGGAGAGCUGGAGCAGGGAGGAGAGGAAGAGGAGGACGGGUUUGAAGUUGGAGAUGAGUUUGGAGAGGAGGAUGAGGGAGUGGAAGGAGAGCUGGGAGAGGAAGAGGAGGAUGAAGGAGUGGGAGGAGAGGAUGAGGGUGUGGCGGUAGAGAAGAAAGACGAGGAUGCUGACGUGGUCGUCAUAGAGUGACCUUUACCCUCAAUGACCCUUUGACCUCCCUCUGGACCAAUUAAUACAGCCCUCUCUCCCCUGUCCAGCCAAUCCCACUCUACCCCUCCAACAAACAGCCAAUCAGAUUCAUUUAUACUUACUGUACAUCCCGCCCUCCUCCAUUCAGAACCGAGACUCACUAAUAUGCUUCUGAUACGUCUGUUUUCAUAUAUACUUUCUCUUCUGUGUAAGUAGACUUUUUUUUGUUGUGCCUUUGAAUCUGUCGGGCUACGUUGGGAUAUUUUGACCAUGUUUCAGUGGGUAGAGGACCGUGAACUUAGUGUUAUUGAUAUGACACACCCCCUACCUGGUAUUACUCCUGGACCCACUCCCUGUCCGUCAUAGCUAGAUUCCUAGGAAGUGCGAGCGGAUUGYUUCGUCUCUUAUCGACUCCUCCCAAACGUGSAAAACUUAUUUGAAAUGUAUUUGUUGGUGUGUUUAGAUUGAAAGACGGGGCAGGAUUUAGUUUUACAGAUGGUUACUGUUGUCAUCCAUGUUCUUUUUUGGACAGAUGAGAAUAAAUGUUUAAAAUGUU